Molecule: messenger RNA, 1979 nt
Organism: Rhodamnia argentea
Lineage: Eukaryota; Viridiplantae; Streptophyta; Magnoliopsida; Myrtales; Myrtaceae
Product: metal transporter Nramp5-like
Exons: 13
Coding region: 116-1822 (568 amino acids)
Biological process (GO): metal ion transport
Cellular component (GO): membrane
Molecular function (GO): cadmium ion transmembrane transporter activity; manganese ion transmembrane transporter activity
Source: RefSeq, a predicted model, not a curated record
GAACACCCUCUCCCAUGCACUAUAAACUUCACUGAAGACUUCACUUGAUAGUAAAUUCUUCUCAUAUACAAAACAUAACCAGAGAGAGAGAGAGGGAGAGAGGAGCAGGCAAGUGAUGCAGGAGGACCAGCAGGUGACCAAUAAUGCAGCUCCGUUGGCGCCGGGCGACGGCAGCGGCGGCGCUGGCAACCGUGUAGUGGCUAUCAACUUGGAUGGGAGGAGCGCUCUGCUGCCGCCGCUGCCGCCGCCUGACGACGGCAAAAGUGCUGAUCAUCAUCAUGAUGAGGAGCUUCAUGAUGAUCAUCAUCAGAAACCCGGGUGGAGAAAAUUCAUGUCCUUUGUGGGCCCCGGCUUCCUCGUCUCCCUCGCUUACCUUGACCCUGGAAACUUGGAAACAGAUCUUCAAGCUGGCGCUAACCAUAGAUAUGAGCUUCUGUGGGUGAUACUAAAUGGGUUGGUGUUUGCUCUAAUCAUCCAGUCACUCGCUGCAAAUCUGGGUGUGAGCACCGGGAAACACUUAUCAGAGCUAUGUAAGGCUGAGUAUCCCAUACAGGUGAAGUAUUGCCUCUGGCUGCUAGCUGAAGUUGCUGUGAUUGCUGCAGAUAUACCUGAAGUUAUUGGGACAGCCUUUGCAUUGAACAUUCUGUUCCACAUACCGGUGUGGGCUGGGGUUCUGUCCACUGGUUGCAGUACGCUCUUGCUUCUUGGCCUACAAAGAUACGGGGUAAGGAAGCUGGAACUGCUGAUAUCAAUGCUGCUGUUCAUAAUGGCAUUGUGUUUCUUUGGGCAAAUGAGUUACGUGAAGCCUCCCGCAUCUGAUGUCCUGAUGGGCAUGUUUGUCCCCAAGCUUAGCGGUCAAGGAGCCACUGGCGAUGCGAUCGCUCUCCUGGGCGCCCUCGUCAUGCCGCACAACCUAUUUCUGCACUCUGCAUUGGUGUUGUCCAGGAAAGUACCGAAAUCUGUCCGGGGCAUCAAUGCUGCCUGCAGAUAUUUCCUCAUAGAAAACGGGUUCGCAUUGCUAGUGGCCUUUCUGAUAAACGUAGCAGUUGUCUCGGUGUCGGGCACCGUUUGCUCGGCCAAGAAUCUCUCCAAUGGCAGUGAGGACACGUGCAGUGAUCUCACACUUAAUUCUGCAUCGUUUCUCCUAAAGAAUUUGUUGGGAAGAUCAAGCUCGAACAUAUAUGCCAUCGCGCUGCUGGCGUCUGGCCAGAGUUCUACCAUAUCAGGCACCUAUGCAGGGCAAUAUAUAAUGCAGGGAUUUCUGGACCUAAAGAUGAAGAAGUGGAUGAGGAACUUGUUGACACGGUGCAUCGCCAUUGCGCCUAGUCUUAUCGUCUCUAUUAUAGGCGGACCUUCUGGUGCAGGGCGACUCAUUGUCAUUGCAUCGAUGAUUCUUUCUUUUGAACUUCCAUUCGCUCUCAUCCCUCUCCUCAAGUUUAGUAGCAGUAAGACCAAGAUGGGACCACACAAGAACUCCGCUAUUGUAAUUGUCAUCUCCUGGAUACUUGGCUUUGGAAUAAUCGGCAUCAACAUAUAUUACCUGAGCACGGGUUUUGUGGAUUGGCUGAUUCACAACAGUCUACCAAGAGCGGCAAACGUGUUUGUCGGGAUCAUUGUUUUUCCCUUGAUGGCAGUGUAUAUCUUUGCGGUAAUCUACCUGACCUUCCGGAGGGACACCGUCAUAACUUUCAUAGAGCCGACCAAGCACGACCUGAUGAAAUCGGGCUGCACAGAGAGCGGGUUGACGGAUGCCGAUGGAGAAGAAGAGGAGGAUGAAAUUCCAUACAGAGAGGAUUUGGCCGAUAUCCCUCUGCCCGAAUAGGAACUUGUUAGUGAAGAGCUUCAUCACUGACCAUGUGUGCUCGAGGGAAAUUGGCCAUGGACCUCAAAAGCUCGAGUGGGUCUUUACGCUUUCGGUGUCGCUCGUUAAUCUGAAGUGAUUAGGCAGUAUUGGAAUGUAAUGAUUUGCUUGACCAAAG